Messenger RNA from Caenorhabditis sp. 36 PRJEB53466, 1250 nucleotides. NCBI's taxonomy places the organism in Eukaryota, Metazoa, Nematoda, Chromadorea, Rhabditida, Rhabditidae. The record is from the annotation of a GenBank genome assembly.
AUGGCCGAGGAAACGUCCGUUGUGGCCGAACCGGAUGAAGUUGACGAGGAGAAAGAGGAGCUGAAAGUGGAAGCACUCCGAAUGAGCCAGAAAGAGCUCAAGGAUGCGGCCGAGGUACGUGACCGAUCCAAGUGUGCUAGAGACAUGCCAGAUUCCGCAUUCCGCAAAAUAACUAUCAAAAACAGAGCUAAAGACCUUUCUGCGGUGAUCCAAUGAGAUCCGUUCGGACGCACUUGCGAGAACCGACCAUCAUCCGAUUAGGGUCGAAAGACGCUUUCCCAUCCAGUAUUCCUCUUGUUCUCUCUCUCUCUCUCAAAAGUCACGUUUCCGCAUUCGGCUCAUUCGCAAUUCGUCCGUCUUCCGUUUUGCAGAAGAGCAGCCGUCUCGGAGAGCUCCUUUCGGACGACUCUUUCUGUCUUGAGUACAUUCGAAAGCACGCAAAAGAGGACAUUCUGCCGCCGGCCGCCUGGAUCGACGCGCACGCAAAAAACGAGUUGGUGACGGAUUCGGGCGAACAGUUGAAGUUUGCCUUCAGAGACUAUGCGGUUGGUCGGAGCAUAAAUUAAUGGGAGGAAAACGAGCGAGUUGUGAUUGCAGACAGGUGUGAAGAACGGCUACGGGACGGGUGUGGUCAGCUCGAAACGUGGCACUUUCCAAGAACCGUCCGAUCGAGUGGAGAGACGCAGGCAAGUACGUGGUCCCGAUGGACGGCUCAACAGCCUCGCACGUGUCUGGAAGACGCUGAACACGGAGUGGACGAACGCCGAAAAUGCGUCCGAGUGCUUCGAUCAGGGCAGAUCCUUCUGUGUCGAUCUCAACGAUUUCGUCGAGGUAACAGAUGAAAGAGUACUGUUUUGGAGUUGUAGAAACAAACGAAAUUUUCAGUUUUCAAAGCACUCUGCGAUUCCUCAAACUCACUCAAAAUGUUCUUGAAACUUUAUACUUCUCAUUCCAAGACACCUCCUCGAUUUCAGCCGUGGAUCAUGUCCUAUGUGAAGCCAAAGAUCGUCGUGACGUGUUCGGUCAAAUCGCCAAUGUCUCGACCGGACAACGUCGGUUUCGGCUUCCUGGAAAUGGCCGUCAAAAUGGGCAGAGUGCGACACCCGCGCAUUCGUGGAUUCGAUAAGGGACUCAAGUGGAUGGUCACCAUUCCCGAGGCGGUCGACGGAUGGAAGAGUGCCAGAAUGCGAUUGGACAGCUACGAGACCAUCGACAAACUCGAGUUCAGAAAGAGAUCGUCGAACAUGUGA